Messenger RNA from Ananas comosus (pineapple), 3083 nucleotides. Its product is annotated as nucleolar complex protein 2 homolog. The record is from RefSeq and is a predicted model, not a curated record. The transcript has 12 exons. Bases 477 to 2756 code for a protein of 759 amino acids. Gene Ontology annotation, biological process: ribosomal large subunit biogenesis. Gene Ontology annotation, cellular component: nucleolus; Noc1p-Noc2p complex; Noc2p-Noc3p complex. NCBI's taxonomy places the organism in Eukaryota, Viridiplantae, Streptophyta, Magnoliopsida, Poales, Bromeliaceae.
CACAUCGAACCCUCUCUCUCUCUCUCUUCCCCGGCGACGGCGAGGAAUCUCCAACGGAGACGCAAAAGAGUAUAUACGGCCACCAUCUCCGGCGAGCCUCGGCGGCGACGCCGCCGCAUAGGGAGGCGGCGACUCGAUCCCAGGGUCCACGCCUCGGCCUUGUGCCCUCUCGCUCAGCGUAGAGCCCCGCCCUCUGCGGCGGAGAACGACGCCGCCGAGAGAAGGCGUAGGAGGAGGAGGAGCCUACCUACCUUCGGUUUUGGCUUCUCCGAGAAGCUGCUUAGGGUCGGAGAAGCGAUUCUAACUCGAGGAUCGAUCGAGAUAGUGAUAGUACUAUCACCUCUCUCUCUCUCUCCGUCUCUUAGGGUUAGGGCAUAGAGGAAGAAUCGGAGAGGAGGUUUGCUGGAUAUAUUGUGUUUUUAGCAUCAUUACCGGAUUAAAGCUCCGUAGUUUGGUUGUAAUCGUUGAGCGCGACCAUGUCGGAUAUUGAUGAAUCAGAGAUAAGCAGCUUUGGGGAGGAAGAGAACCCCUCUACUUCCCGAGGGAAAGCUAAACAGCACGUGAAACAGUUGCAAAGGCUUCAAGAAAAGGAUCCUGAGUUCUAUCAGUAUCUUAAAGAGUUUGAUAAGGAGCUCUUGGAGUUUCAUGACGAAGAUAUUGAUGAGGACACAGUAACUGAUUUUGAUGAAGAUGUGGAGUCCGAACCUAUCGUCGAGGAGGAGCAGAAACCGUCCGCAAAGGUUAUUACGACUGAAAUGGUUGAUUCGUGGUGCAAAGCAAUAAAAAAAGACAGGAAAGUUGGUGCAGUUCGAUCCCUUCUUCGAGCUUUUCGUGCUGCAUGCCAUUACGGUGAUGAUGGAGAAAAUGAUUCAGCACCAAAAUUUAGUAUCAUUUCUAGCAAUGUAUUUAAUCAGAUAAUGGUGUUUGUUCUGAACGAAAUGGAUGGAAUCCUUAGAGGAUUACUUGAUGCCCCUAUAUCGGGAGGAAAGAAGGAGAUAGUUAUGGAACUGACGACCACUAAAAUGUGGAAGAAGCAUGGAAGCUUAAUGAGACUAUAUCUUGGCAAUGCUCUCCAUAUACUAACACAAAUGACUGAUGAGACAAUGAUAUCUUUUACCUUGAGGCGUGUCAAGGCAUCGGCUGUAUUUUUAGCUGCUUUUCCCUCUCUCUUGAGAAAGUAUGUUAAGGUUUUGCUUCACUGUUGGGGUACAGGAAGAGGUGCUGCUCCUCUAUUUUCAUUUUUCUUCCUUAGAGAUUUAUGCGUUCGACUCGGUUCUGAUUGUCUUGAUACGAUACUUAGAGGUGUAUACAAGGCUUAUGUUUUGAAUUGCAAGCUUUCUAAAUCAGUAAGUAGAUCAAAGUUGCAGCAUAUUCAGCUCCUGGGAAAUUGCGUCACUCUACUCUAUGGCGUGGACCCACCCUCAGCAUAUCAACAUGCAUUUGUUUUCAUUCGUCAACUAGCAGUGGUCUUACGUGGUGCUCUUACUGAAAGAGGGCCUAAGGCAGUAAGAGACAAAAAAGAGAAAAAGCAUAAUGAAAGCAACAAGCCUACAAAGCAACAAGUGGAGAAAGCAUAUCAAAAGGUUUACGAAUGGCAGUUCAUACUGUGCCUCGAGCUCUGGACUGGAGUUAUAUGCUCUUACAACUCAGAAGCCGAUUUUCGACCUUUGGCUUAUCCACUAAGUCAAAUUAUAUAUGGGGUAACAUCUUUGGUUCCUACUCUGCGGUACUUCCCACUACGGCUACGAUGUGUGAGGAUGCUCAACCGUAUAGCUGGAGCCACUGGAUCCUUUAUUCCUGUAUCUUCCCUUCUCCUCGAUAUGCUGGAAAUGAAAGACCUGAGCAAACCCCCUACUGGAGGUGUUGGCAAAGCAAUCAAUCUUCUUAAUAUUAAACAGGUAGAUAAGGCUACCGUGAAGACACGUUUAUUUCAAGAGGCAUGCAUUUACUCUGUUGUUGAAGAACUUGCUGAACAUUUGGCACAGUGGAGCUACUCGAUUGCCUUCUUUGAGCUGUCAUUUAUUCCCCUUGUUCGGUUACGAACCUUUUGCAAGAACACUAAAGCUGACAAGUUCCGAAAAGAGAUAAAGGAGCUCAUCCAUCAGGUGGAGGCCAACAAUGAGUUCGUAAACUCAAAACGCGCUGCUAUCGAAUUCUCACCAAAUGACCCUGCUGCAGAAUCAUUUCUCCAGGCUGAAAAGGAAAGCGGAUGCAGCCCUCUGUCGAGAUAUGUGGCCAGCUUACGUGUGAGGGCCCAGAAUAGAAGUGAUGCUAUGGUGGAAAAAAGCGUCCUCGUUGGGGCCGAAUCAUCUGUUUUUGCGAAAAAGCUCUCAGAUGUCAAGGAAGAAGACAGCGAGAAGGAUGCUGAAGAAGGUGCUGCUGUUUUCAGUUCAUCCUGGUUGCCGGAAAAGAAGAAAACAAAGGUCAAGAAGGAGAAGAAGACAAAGAAGCGAAGUCAUGAUGAGCAACAAGAUGUUGGUGCCGACGAAGAUAUAGUGGAAGAUCUAGUUCUAAGCUCGGAUGACGAAGUAGACGAGAGCGAUGAUCAGGAGAUAACUGAAAAUGGCUCUCUUUCGGAUGACGAUGAAGACGCCAAAGCAAAGUUAACGAAGGACACACCGGCAAAACAUAAGGGCAGGAAAAGGAAAAGCACGUCGAAGCAGAGGAACAAGGAAAAGAAGUUGACUUCGAUAGCGCCGAAAAAGAAUGGGAAGCGACGCCCACGAAAGAAGGCGAAAAAGAGUGCUCAUGGUUGAAAGACUUUUUUUUUUUUGUUCUUUCCAGCAGGUGUUAAUUAUACUUUCAAAAUGGCGAAGGAGAGAUGUCAAAAUAUGUAAACUAACCUUUGCCCAAGUAUUACUAUGCAAUUUUCAAUCAGUGGUCACAUUUUUUAUGUAUUAUAUCUACGUGGCGUAGCUAAAGUUUUAGGCGAGUUUGUUGUCCUCAAUCAAGUAAUCAACGAUCCAACAAGUGGUAUCAGCACAGGCACGGGCCCAUGGAUUUAAAUUUCACAUGCUACAAAUUUAUACGUGUGUUGUAACUAUCUCUAUGUAUUGAGUAAAUUACUUGUUUAUUUUUAAUAA